AUGCAUGCCCACAAAGACAACGACCUCCCAGACAUCCACCGCUACAUAACGACCCACAGUAGUGAAGGCGAAGCAGUUUUUCUCUCUCACGCCCAAGUCCCGAUCUACAUACCCUCCCAACCAGCCGGCGGAGACGGUGAAAUCGCCCUCCUCUAUGCAACAGAGACCGUCCCCGCCUUGCUGGAAGACGAGGCCGACAUAGCCUUGUAUGACGAGUAUCUUCACAACCCUCCAGGCUUGACAACGGAAACAGGGACGGUAUUCCGGAUGAUAGAUCUGAAGCCGGGAAAGAAGACGCCCAUGCAUCGAACUGUCAGUUUGGACUAUGGGAUCGUAUUGGAGGGGGAUGUAGAUCUUGUGCUGGAUUCUGGGGCCAGUCGACACUUGCAUCGGGGGGAUGUUUGUAUUCAGAGGGGGACGGCGCAUGCGUUUCGAAAUCGGAGUGGGAAGGAGUGGUGUCGGAUGUUGUUUGUUUUUUUGCCGAUGCAGAAGUUGAGUUAUCAAGGAAAGGAGCUAGGGGAGGAGGUCUAUGAUGCUGGUUAUGAGGAAUCGGAGAGUGAGUAG
This is a messenger RNA of Penicillium odoratum, 564 nucleotides long. Its product is annotated as cupin domain-containing protein. The transcript has a single exon. NCBI's taxonomy places the organism in Eukaryota, Fungi, Ascomycota, Eurotiomycetes, Eurotiales, Aspergillaceae. The record is from RefSeq and is a predicted model, not a curated record. Bases 1 to 564 code for a protein of 187 amino acids.